Molecule: messenger RNA, 2079 nt
Organism: Lacerta agilis (Sand lizard)
Lineage: Eukaryota; Metazoa; Chordata; Lepidosauria; Squamata; Lacertidae
Gene: VIPAS39
Product: VPS33B interacting protein, apical-basolateral polarity regulator, spe-39 homolog
Exons: 20
Coding region: 375-1847 (490 amino acids)
Biological process (GO): vacuolar transport; intracellular protein transport
Cellular component (GO): cytoplasm
Source: RefSeq, a predicted model, not a curated record
GUAGUGAUAGAAGCGGAGCAGGGGAGGAAGGAAAGCGAGAAAGGCUCGGCGCUGAGGGCAGCCCGGCUUCCUGCCUGGGAAGCGCAGCCCGAGCCUCUCCCGUUGUAAAGCGCCGGCCUGAGAAACAAACGCCGCCGCGCCGCGCUCUGUAGUCGAAACCAAUGGCUGGGGAAGCAGCUGGAGAACUACCUCUCCCGUGAUGCUUUUCGAAAGCAACCGCCUUUCUCUUUCCCUGCCUGAGGAGCCGAGGAACACGGGCCGCAGAAGGGUGCAGGGCCCAGCGCCGAGCAUGGACGGGGGACCUGCGUGGCGCUGAUCGGAUACCUGCCCGGCUGGUCGUCGCUCCCUGUCCUGGCAGCCCUGCUCCUCCGAGGAUGAACAGAAUGAAAGUUGAUGAGGAAGAAUACUGGCACAGUUCCAAGUGUAAAGCAUUUACGUUUGAUGAUGAAGAUGAUGAGCUCUUUCAGCUGAAGGAGUCAAAACGAACAGUGAACAGCCUCCGAGAUAUUGUAGAUGAUGACGAUGAUCUUGAGAAGUUCAGCUGGAGUGGGGAGCCUGUGGGGAGCAUUUCCUGGUCAAUCAAGGAGACCGCCUCCAGCAGCAACAAUACUGCUGAGGGGAGAGACUUGGGUGGGCAAAGAGGCUCUUCUUCGUAUGGAGCAUUUCCCAAACAAGCCUCUUCUUACUCACUCAGCAGCUUUUUCAAAGGAAGAAACAAGCAUGGGAGCUUUCAGUCACUUUCAGAUGCUCUUACAGACACAGGAUUUAAAAGUUACGCCCCAGAACUGCGCAGACCAAAAGCAGACUACAAGGAUUACAGCAGUGACUGGAGCCCUAAAGACACAGUAAGACGGCUGCAGAGAGGCAAGAUCUGCUCACUGGAGAGGUUUCACUCCUUACAGGACAAGCUGCAGCUACUGGAUGAAGCUGUUGCAGUGCAUGAUGGGAAUGUCAUUACAGCCAUCCUAAUAUUUCUGAAGAGAACCUUGAAGAAAGAAAUCCUAUUCAGAGAGCUGGAGCUGCGGCAGGUGGCCCUGCGCCAUUUAAUACACUUUCUCAAGGAAACGGGGGACCAAAAACUCCUCCUCGACCUGCUGAGGUUCCUGGACAGGACAGAGGAGGUUGCAUUGACACAGUACCGUGAGCACCUGAUGAUCCAGGAUGUGGAGAAACGAAAGGAGUUUCUGAAAGGUUGCGUUGGGUUACCAUUUUCAUUGGAAGAUGCUGCUCAUGUUCAAGACCAUUAUACGCUUCUGGAGAGGCAGAUCAUCAUCGAGGUAAAUGACAAGCAUUUAGAGUCAGCUGGGCAGACGGAGAUAUUUCGGAAGUACCCUCGAAAGGCCUCCAUCCUAAACAUGCCACUGGUCACCACACUUUUCUACUCCUGCUUCUAUCACUACACGGAGACUGAGGGAACAUUCAGUAGUCCAGCAAACUUGAAGAAAACCUUCAAGAUCCCAGACAAACAGUAUGUGCUGACAGCCCUGGCUGCUCGUGCCAAGCUCCGGGCUUGGCAUGAUGUGGAUGCUUUGUUCACCACCAAGAACUGGUUGGGCUACACUAAAAAGAAAGCUCCUAUUGGUUUUCAUCGGGUAGUGGAGAUCUUGCAGCGGAACAAUGCCCCAGUGCAAGUCUUACAGGAUUAUGUGCGCCUGGUAGAAGAUGUUGAGACCAAAUUGAACCUUGCAAUGAAAUACAAGUGCCAUGACGUUGUUAUAGAUACCUACAAAGACUUGAAGGAUCGUCUCCAGUUGAUGGCGUAUAGAUGUAAAGUUGAUCGGGGUUCUCCCGCAGAGGAGAAGAUUGAUAGCAUCCUCAGCAACUCGCAAAUCCGAUGGAAGAAUUGAGAGCUGCUCACUCAUCAUGGAAGAAGCCUGAUUUUACUGGAACAAUGAAGGCAAACUGCCAAACAUAGCUCUGCAUUGGUUUUAAUCCACUGCCCAGAUUGUAGCUGGCUCUGCUUUUGGAUCCUGGGACAGAACCCAAAGGAGAUGUUCAGCCAACAGAACCCAAAGCUAACAAGCUGAAAUCCAGCACUCUCUUUUCAACUUGACCAUAUGAUGAAUAGAACAUGAUUGU